AAACACUCCCUCGUUUCCUUCGGCGUUGGCGGUUUUUUCCAUUUACUAAAGUCCCCCGUCUUUCGUUUGUCUGCUCUGUGAACAUACCUUAUAGAUAUGAGUACGAAACCCUUCGACCCCUCCUCUCUCCAGGCAUUUGGUCACGCCGCCGCCGGCCACGAUGGCGUAAUGUCCGACGCCAGCGGCGCCAUCCUCGUCAAACCCUGCACCCAAGCCGAAGUCGACUUCUACCAAACCGUCGCUCAAUCGCAUCCGAACCUCCAACCCCAUCUGCCAACUUUCCUAGGCACGCUCGCUCUCGCUGCCGACGACGCCUCCAAAGUCCCCGAGACCCCGGAAUCAGGGGUCGUACAGACCGAUAAUGGAGUGGAGAGGUUGCAUGGCAAGAAAUUGGAUACGGAGCUGCACAUUGUGCUGGAGAAUAUCACGCAUGGGUUCAAGAAGCCGAAUGUGCUCGAUUUGAAGCUGGGCGCUAGAUUGUGGGAUGAUGAUGCGAAACCGGAGAAGAGGGCCAGGUUGGACGAAAUCAGUGCGUCAUCUACGAGCGGGAGUUUGGGCUUCCGGAUAGCGGGUAUGCGGACAUAUGUGGGCGAUAAGUGGGAGGUGGCGAGGGAGAACGAGAAGUUUGUCGAGGAAGAUAAGGAGGGGUUUCAUGUCUACAAUAAGAUGUAUGGCAGGAAUUUCAAGGAUGCGGAAGACGUCAAGGCCGGGUUCCUCUCGUUCUUGCUACCGAGGAGCAGGAGCAGGGAGGAGCUGGAGAGGGCGAGGGAGGUGGCUACGUAUUUCAUCGACGAGAUACGGGAUAUUCAGAAGGUUCUCGAGAGCAAGGAGAGUAGGAUGUACUCUGCGAGUUUAUUACUGGUAUAUGAGGGUGAUAUCAACGAGUACGAAAAGUCGAAAGAGAGCCUGAUCAACAAGUCGGGACCCGAAGAGAAGGAAACUGAGGGCGAAGAGGAGGACGCCGACGACGAGGAAGAAGGCCCUAAGUUGGCCGUCGUCAAAAUGAUCGACUUUGCGCAUGCAACGUUCCAGCCCGGGCAGGGACCGGACGAGAACGCUAUUAGGGGGAUGAGAAGCGCGAUCGCGGUAUUCGAGGGCGUAUCGGAAUCUGUGGAGAGUCUGAUCUCGGAGUGUGAGUCCGGCGAACACUGACUGCAACCCACUCAAGAGCAUUUACAUUUGAGUAUGAGAUAGAAAUCCAGAUACCCAAGCGAGCCCUGCACGCUCAAUCGUUCUCAU
Westerdykella ornata is the source of this 1239-nucleotide messenger RNA. Its product is annotated as SAICAR synthase-like protein. Lineage: Eukaryota; Fungi; Ascomycota; Dothideomycetes; Pleosporales; Sporormiaceae. Gene Ontology annotation, cellular component: nucleus; cytoplasm. The transcript is spliced from 2 exons. Gene Ontology annotation, biological process: inositol phosphate biosynthetic process; phosphatidylinositol phosphate biosynthetic process. Gene Ontology annotation, molecular function: inositol hexakisphosphate kinase activity; inositol-1,4,5,6-tetrakisphosphate 3-kinase activity. The record is from RefSeq and is a predicted model, not a curated record. The coding region runs from base 97 to 1152 and encodes 351 amino acids.